GAGAGAGGUUUCUCUACUCCUGACCUAGUUCUUCAAUCUUGAAUUUUGGGUCAUUUUGGUUCGUAGCAGAAACUCCGCAGCAAUCAGUAUCACUACUUCACACCACCAAGAGCAACCUCUUUGAAGAUUGGGACUCCAUAAAAAUCAUUUCUUUCACCUUUCUUCAAUCUUGAACGCCUUUAAUUUCAAGCUCUGCUCAUUUUCAACUCAUUCUACAAUCAAUUGUAAUUCAUCUUCUGUUUUUCCCCUUUUCUACAAAUUUUUUAAUUCAUCAUUACAACCUUUUGUUUGCCUGACUUGUUUAUGCGUUGGAUUCAUCGUGGAGUAGAAAGAGACGCGGCCAAAUCUUUUUUUUUGUUCUUCUGUUAGAUCCAAGUCAUCAUCUUUAUCUUCCUUUAUAUCUCUUGGAAAAGUGCCCUGUAUUUGUACAAAUGGGAAACACUUGUUUUCUUCUUUGAUUCUUUACUUAUAGGGUUUAAUUUGAUGAGCUAAAGAUUGGAUUUUUAUGCUUGUAUAGGGUUUAUUUCUCAAUUGUGGUUUGAUUUUUCAUUUGUUUUGCCUUUAGACGCUCUAGUUUUGAGUAUGCUAAUGAUUGGCUUCAUUUGUUUGACUUGCAUCUAAUACUUUUUUUUUAAAAAAAUUUGUGGGACAUUAUUUUUUGUUGUUGUUCUGAGAUUAUAUAGCUUUACUGGCUCGUGCAUUGCCUGAAUAAUUUAGCUUUACCUCCUUAGCUGAGUGUUCUUGAAGUUGUGAUCUUUUGCUCUGUUUCUUGCAGCUUUUGGUUAUAGUCGUGACAGCUUUUGGUCCGGUUAUAUCGUUGGGAGUGAGUAUAAUUUGGGGCUGAAAUUUCGUUGUGAUAGUGAUAGUAAGUAGUGUAUCUUUAGCUGUUGACUAGUGGGAGAUGGAGGAUGUUUUGUUUUGAUUUGUGUUUGAGGAUUGCUUAGAUGAUUAGUGCCGAAUAGGGUUGUAAUCGUUACAGACACAAUGGGUGGGCUUUGCUCGAGAAGGUCCACUGAUGAGACUACUCUGGGUAGUGCACUUCCUCAUGUUAAUGGCCGCUUCAGUUACGGCCCGGGACUAGUUUAUCAAUCCCGUGGACUGGACAUCCGAGAAGAGAACAUUCCGAGGGAUGUGGAAGUUACGGAUAAGCAACCGAGGGAACCAUUCUCCUUUCCAGAGUUGAGUUCUACUCCACAUGGAACAAACAUGGAUGAUAUAAAUGAUGGAAUACCUCGGUUGUCUAGGGCGUUAUCUGAUAAGUCUAGAUCAACGAGAACAAAGCAGGUUGCAUUGACAAAGGUUUCAGAAAUGAGUACACUUUUGGGCAGAGCAGGCCACGCCGGCCUGGGGAAAGCAGUUGAUGUGUUGGAUACUCUUGGUAGUAGCAUGACUAAUUUGAAUCUUAGCAGUGGUUUUGCAUCUGGAAUAGCUACAAAAGGAAUCAAAAUAUCGAUAUUGGCUUUUGAAGUGGCGAAUACCAUUGUUAAAGGUGCCAAUCUGAUGAAUUCACUUGCGGAAGAGAAUAUAAGACAUUUGAAGGAGGUGGUGCUCCCUUCUGAGGGCAUACAGCGUCUAACAUCGAGGGAUAUGGACGAACUAUUAAGAAUUGCUGCAGCCGACAAGAGGGAUGAAUUGAAGGUUUUCUCUGGAGAGGUCAUUCGCUUUGGGAAUCGGUGCAAGGAUCCUCAGUGGCACAACUUGGACCGUUACUUUGAGAAGUUGGAGUCAGAACUCACACCUCACAAGCAAUUGAAAGAAGAAGCAGAAAGUGUGAUUCAAUAUUUGAUGGUCUUGGUUCAGAACACUGCUGAACUAUACCAUGAAAUGCAUGCACUAGAUAGAUUCGAACAAGACUGUCGGCGCAAAGCUCAAGAAGAGGAUAACUCAAACGCUGCACACAGAGGCGACAGCCUCGCGAUUCUACGUGCAGAGCUGAAGAGUCAAAAGAAGCAUGUAAAGAAUUUGAAAAAGAAGUCUCUAUGGUCCAAGAUAUUGGAGGAGGUGAUGGAGAAGCUUGUGGACAUCGUUCAUUAUCUACAUUUGGAGAUCCAUUCUGCAUUUGGUUCCAGUGAUGGAUACAAGCCGACAGAAGACCGCCAUCAGAAGUUAGGAUCUGCUGGACUUGCACUCCAUUAUGCGAAUAUCAUAACACAGAUUGAUACACUCGUCACUAGAUCAGGAUCGGUGCCACCAAGUACGAGAGACGCUUUAUACCAGGGAUUGCCACCAACUAUAAAGUGUGCUUUGCGUUCUAGACUGCAAUCUUUCCAACUCAAAGAAGAGUUUUCUGUCCCACAAAUCAAAGAAGAAAUGGAGAAAACUCUCCAAUGGCUGGUGCCUAUGGCCACCAAUACAACAAAGGCUCACCACGGCUUUGGUUGGGUUGGCGAAUGGGCAAAUACCGGAUCCGAGAUGAACAACAAACUAGCCGGCCAGACGGAUUUGCUCCGUAUCGAAACCCUUUAUCACGCGGACAAGGAGAAAACGGAAGCUUACAUUCUUGAUUUGGUACUAUGGCUGCAUCAUCUCAUUAGCCGAUCAAGGGCUGCAAACGGUGGGCUCAAAUCGCCCGUCAAAUCCCCGAUCCGGUCCCCUAACCAGAAGACGCUCCAUCUGUCGAGCCCGAUACCGAGCUCGCCCUCCUCAACGCUGUCGGUCGAGGACCAGGAGAUGCUCCGAGACGUCAGUAAGCGGAAGCUGACUCCCGGGAUAAGCAAGAGCCAAGAAUUCAGCAAAUCAAGAACCAGUCUUUCCAAGCGCCACAGGCUAACGAAGAGCAACAGCCAUUCUCCGACACAUGAAACCAUGAGGGAGAGGGAUCCCUUCCCUAUUCGAAGGCCGUCCUCGGUCCCGAUCAUUAAUUUCGACAUCGACCGGAUCAAGGCGUUGGACAUGAUCGACAGAGUCGACACAAUUUGAAUUGAAGCCUCAAGGCAUGCUUUCGUGAUACAUUUCCCCCGCGCACGCUCGUCUCUAGUUUGCAGUUUCGCGUCGUUUAUGCUGCGCACGAGCUCGUCCCCUCAGAAAGCCGCAGCGGGUGGGGAGGAAGAGCCAUUGCAGCGCGUGUUGUACAUGGAGAGUCGUAUCUUAGGUAUACUGGUUUUCCCCGUGCGAUCGAGAUCAAGAAAACGGGCAAGCUCCGAUGACGUUUUGCCGGAGUUUGUGUCAGUUCAGUACAAGUGAGUGUAGUUUCCAUCAGUAUAUGUACAGAAUGAGGUAAACUUGUUGAAGCCUAUUGUUGAUGAGUUCCAUUUCUGCCCUUCUAAACUAAUCUUGUGUUGUGAUAAAUAAAGAAAGCAUUCUCUA
Salvia splendens (bonfire salvia) is the source of this 3306-nucleotide messenger RNA. RefSeq names its product protein PSK SIMULATOR 1. The transcript is spliced from 12 exons. Gene Ontology annotation, biological process: positive regulation of growth. The record is from RefSeq and is a predicted model, not a curated record. Lineage: Eukaryota; Viridiplantae; Streptophyta; Magnoliopsida; Lamiales; Lamiaceae. Bases 985 to 2919 code for a protein of 644 amino acids.